CAAUUGCGCACCAGAAACUGGAAGCUCCCCCAUAUUCAUAAUGGCCGUCGAACAGAACCCCUUACUCAACGGAGGCAACACGCUGCAGGCUAUCCGCUACUCACGAGGUUCACUGCUCGUCCUCAACCAGCUGCUGUUACCGUUCGAGUCCGUGUAUGAGAAGGUCGAGGAUAUCAAGGGCGGACAUCAUGUUAUCCAGACGAUGAAAGUCCGGGGUGCCCCAGCAAUCGCAAUAGUGGCCGCCCUCUCCCUCGCCAUCGAACUACACACCACCUCUUCCACCCUCCCCACCCCCAGCGCCAUCGCCGACCACGUCCACCAAAAACUCAGCUACCUAAAAACCUCGCGCCCAACCGCCGUAAACCUCUUCGAAGCCGCCGAUCGUCUCAACGCUUUAGUCCAGCGGCACGCGGUAGGGGAGGACGCGACUGCCGAAAGCACCGCGUUGGUGUAUAUACAGGCUGCUGAGGCGAUGCUGGAGCAGGAUGUUGGGGAUAAUCGGAAUAUCGGGAUGCAUGGGGCGGAGUAUAUCCUCACCCACUCUUCGAAUUCAGAGGGCAUCCAGGUCCUCACCCACUGCAACACCGGCUCCCUCGCCACAGCCGGGUGGGGCACCGCUCUCGGCAUCAUCCGCGAACUCCACGCCCGGGGUAACCUAUCCCACGCAUUCUGCACCGAGACCCGCCCAUACAACCAAGGUUCGCGUCUCACCGCCUACGAACUCGUCUACGAACGGAUCCCUGCGACCUUGAUCUGCGACAGCAUGGUGUCGCACCUCCUCCGCACGCACAAGAUCGCGGCGAUCGUCGUGGGCGCGGAUCGGGUGGCGGCGAAUGGGGAUACGGCGAACAAGAUUGGGACGUAUCAGUUGGCCAUUACCGCGCGGUAUCACAAUGUUCCCUUUAUCGUCGCUGCCCCGACUACAUCUAUCGAUCUGAACACGCCGAACGGCGACGCGAUCACAAUCGAGGAACGGUCACCCUUAGAAGUUGUGCAGGUUCGCGGAAGGGUUGUGGAUGACGCUGCGGGUGUCAAAGAGCACGAUGAUGGGAGAGCGGAGGUGGUGACGGAAACGGUGCAUGUAGCCGCGCCGGGGGUGGAGGUGUGGAACCCGGCGUUUGAUGUGGCGCCUGCGGGGCUGAUCAGUGCGAUUGUUACGGAGCGGGGGGUUUGUGUGAAGGGGAAGGGAGAGGGGGUGUUUGAUUUGAGGGGGUUUUUGGCGUAGGGA
Messenger RNA from Fimicolochytrium jonesii, 1228 nucleotides. RefSeq lists its product as uncharacterized. The transcript is spliced from 3 exons. Gene Ontology annotation, molecular function: S-methyl-5-thioribose-1-phosphate isomerase activity. NCBI's taxonomy places the organism in Eukaryota, Fungi, Chytridiomycota, Chytridiomycetes, Spizellomycetales, Powellomycetaceae. Bases 41 to 1225 code for a protein of 394 amino acids. The record is from RefSeq and is a predicted model, not a curated record.